CGUAGGUUGGGGUAAGGGUUAGUACCUACAAGUCUUUGAAGGCCGCACAUCCGGGCCACCGGAGAGCCAGCCAGAGGCCCCGCCCCUCUGGAGGCGUAGCCACGGGCGACCAGCACGUCCCUCCGCCGCGUCGCGCCCCGCCCAAUGCUCCCUGAGCGCCGGGGGCGGGCCUGUGCGGCGCGUGGCCGGAACCUGGGGGAUAUCCGCGCGGGCUUGAGCCAUGGCUGAAAGUGGCCGGCCACCUCAGGCCCGGGCCCUCCUGCAGCAGUGCCUGCACGCCCGGCUGCAAGUACGCCCCGCCGAAGGGGACGCCGCGGCCCAGUGGGUGGAGGUCCAGAGAGGAUUAGUGAUCUAUGUGUGCUUUUUCAAGGGAGCUGAUAAAGAGCUUCUUCCCAAAAUGGUUAAUACACUGUUAAAUGUGAAAUUAAGUGAAACAGAAAAUGGCAAGCAUGUCUCUGUAUUGGAUCUACCUGGCAACAUUCUUAUCAUCCCUCAAGCCACCCUUGGGGGGAGAGUAAAAGGAAGAAGCAUGCAGUAUCACUCUAACUCUGGAAAAGAAGAGGGGUUAGAACUUUAUUCCCAAUUUGUGACUCUCUGUAAAAAAGAAUUAGCUGCUAACAGCAAGUGUGCCGAAGCUGGGGUUGUGGUGGAACAUGGCACUUACGGCAACAGGCAGGUGUUAAAGCUCGACACCAAUGGACCAUACACACACCUAAUUGAGUUUUGAAAAAUUAAAUUUUCUACAGUUGUAAUUAGAUUCUCUUCCCCUUCUGCUUGAGUAUACUAAUCUGCAGCAGUUUAGACAAGAAAAUCCUGGGUCCCAUCCAUAACUCUGCAGCCUGCUAAUUGGACGACCUGCCACGUCACCUAAACUCUGGAUCUCAGUCACCUUCCAUCCUGCUUUCCCCUAAACUCACACUCAAAAUUUUGAAAAAUGCCUUGUAUUCGCUUUAUGGUCAUUGAUAAGAACAUGGAAAUGUUCUUAGAGAGCUGUAUUUAAGCAUUCUGCAAUUAACCAUUUUGUGCAAUCAAGAAAAAUGUUUCUUAUAUCCUCAAAUGUAUGUAAUAUGUAGUAAAAAUCACUAUUUGUGUUAUGAUUAUAAUUUAGUCAAUUUUGUUUUAGUAUUUCAGAUUUCCAUAUUUUGAAUGAAAGAAUAUGCAAUUUACUAUUCCUUCUAAUAAUAUCUAUGAAAAUGUAAUACAGAAGUGUUAUUGUGCAUUUUAAUAUUAUUUUCCAAGGACAUCCAAGUGCUUUAAAUUAUUUUAAGAAUCUUUAGUUGAUAUAGCAAUAAGGUAUGGGGGACUAAAAGUUGUUUUUAUUUAAUAUACUAAUGGCUUAUUAUUCCGUUUCUCAGUUUUUUACCAAAACAAUGUGUGUUGCAUUUUCUGUCUUUGGUUUUUAAAAGUUACUGUUUCAUUAAAUUAAUG
This is a messenger RNA of Balaenoptera musculus (blue whale), 1428 nucleotides long. It is a transcript of the gene DTD2, whose product is annotated as D-aminoacyl-tRNA deacylase 2. Bases 221 to 727 code for a protein of 168 amino acids. The transcript has 3 exons. Gene Ontology annotation, molecular function: D-tyrosyl-tRNA(Tyr) deacylase activity. NCBI's taxonomy places the organism in Eukaryota, Metazoa, Chordata, Mammalia, Artiodactyla, Balaenopteridae. Gene Ontology annotation, cellular component: cytoplasm. Gene Ontology annotation, biological process: tRNA metabolic process. The record is from RefSeq and is a predicted model, not a curated record.